Molecule: messenger RNA, 826 nt
Organism: Gaeumannomyces tritici R3-111a-1
Lineage: Eukaryota; Fungi; Ascomycota; Sordariomycetes; Magnaporthales; Magnaporthaceae
Product: 60S ribosomal protein L23a
Exons: 4
Coding region: 95-568 (157 amino acids)
Biological process (GO): translation; ribosomal large subunit assembly
Cellular component (GO): ribosome; cytosolic large ribosomal subunit
Molecular function (GO): structural constituent of ribosome; rRNA binding
Source: RefSeq, a predicted model, not a curated record
UUUUUUUUUUUUUCCGUUGCGCCAAAGAAUCAUCGACUUCUCUUCACGCCUCAUACUAACCACCCAAGUCGACACAGCGACAAAUCUCGUCAAGAUGGCACCCAAGGACUCGAAGAAAGGCGGCGCCUCAAAGACGCCCAAGGGCUCCAAGCAGGCCCAGGCUGCCUCCAAGGCCGCCCUCAAGGGUGUGCACUCCCACAAGAAGGUCAAGGCCCGUUACACCACUAGCUUCCACCGCCCCAAGACCCUGCAGCUCUCGAGGGCACCCAAGUACCCCCGCAAGUCGGUCCCCCACCUGCCACGACUGGAUGAGCACAAGAUCAUCGUCCACCCGCUCAACACCGAGAGCGCCAUGAAGAAGAUCGAGGAGAACAACACGCUCGUCUUCAUUGUCGACAUCAAGGCCAACAAGGCCCAGAUCAAGGGCGCCCUGAAGAAGCUGUACGACCUGGACGUGCUCAAGAUCAACACCCUGAUCCGCCCCGAUGGCAGGAAGAAGGCCUACGUCCGCCUGACUCCCGACGUCGAUGCCCUGGACAUUGCUGCCACCAAGCUGGCCCUUGUCUAAAUCGCGUCUUGUUGUCUGCUUGCUUUUCGGUUCAGGUGGAAAAUCAGAGGGAAGGAAACUAUUCGAGUGGGAUACCAUGCAUUUUACAACGGCGUCACAUAGGCUCACGGCUCGGGACACUUUCACGAAAAAAGGCAUUAAAACUUCCACCCUCACCACCAUAUGAAAAAGCUUCCCGCACAGCUGUAUGAAGGCUUCCAAGGACAAUCCGGCGGCACAGGCUGCUCGGUGCCGGGCCUACAUCGUAGGUCAUCGUGA